This is a messenger RNA of Cordyceps fumosorosea ARSEF 2679, 3885 nucleotides long. Its product is annotated as Armadillo-type fold domain containing protein. Gene Ontology annotation, biological process: protein export from nucleus; RNA export from nucleus. NCBI's taxonomy places the organism in Eukaryota, Fungi, Ascomycota, Sordariomycetes, Hypocreales, Cordycipitaceae. The coding region runs from base 1 to 3885 and encodes 1294 amino acids. The transcript is spliced from 9 exons. The record is from RefSeq and is a predicted model, not a curated record. Gene Ontology annotation, molecular function: nuclear export signal receptor activity; RNA binding; small GTPase binding. Gene Ontology annotation, cellular component: cytoplasm; RNA nuclear export complex; nucleus.
AUGGCUGCCAACGGCGCCGGCGUCCUCGGUGCCAGUGGCGGGGCUGCCGCUGAGCCCAUGGCCAAGAUCCGAGAAGCCCUCGACGUCGUCCACAGCCCCUUCUCGAACAACGACGCCCGACGCGAUGCGCAAAACUUUCUCGAGGAAAUUAAGGGCCACGGCGACGCGCCUAUGCAAGGCUACAACCUCGCCCGCGACAAGUCACAGCCGCCUGUGGUGCGACACUACGCCCUCUCGCUUCUCGAGCACGCGAUCCGAUACAAGUGGUCGGCCUAUAACGAGGAGCAGGCCCUGACCCUUCGCAGCUGGGUUCUCGAGCUCGCGCAGGCCGUCUCCCGCGCCGACCCUCCGUACCUCCGCAACAAGACGGCCCAAUUAUGGGUCGAGGUCGCCAAGCGCUGCUGGGGAGAGGACUGGCUCGACAUGGACACCAUGCUCCUUCGCCUUUGGGAGGUUCCCGACUCGGCCGUCCACAAGGAACUCGUCAUGUUCGUCCUCGAGACCCUCUCCGACGAGGUCUUUGCCGGAGAUGACUCUGUCGUCGCCAUGCGCGAGGGAGUUCUCAGCAAGGCCUGCGUCGAGGUCUUUACCCCAACUGCCGUCCUCGUCGAGGCAUUCCCCAACCGGCAUCCCGGCCCCGACGUCAGGAGCGACCAUGAUGGCUGGCUCAACAGGCUUUCCAUUCUCCUUGGCAGCUGCCUGGCCGCAAACCCGGCAGACAAUGAAGAGGUCAAGUCAUGCGUAAUCAAGGGCCUGUCUCUCAUGCUCUCGCUGAUGCCCUGGGCCAUCCCCAAAGCCAUUGCCGCCGCCGGAUGUGUUAAUUACAUGUGCCAGGGCCUUUCUUCCACCGUCCCUGAGAUCCAAAAGGCUUCACUAGACGCCCUGCACGCUCUCUACUGCCGAACUAACUUUUCCGACGAAGAGUUUCUAGAUCUCGUCGCCCCAAUGUAUAACCAGUCCUCGGUCGACCUUUGCAAGCAAUUGUACUACUGGGCCGCCGUCGACGCCAAUGACAUUGACGACGACAAGUACCAGAUUUUGAAGAAGCUGUCUGAAACGCUGUCCAGUCUAGGCGACUACUUCGACCGCAAAUUUCAUCACAUUCCGAGCGAAGCUGCCAAGGGCAGCUUUCUCCAGCUUCUUCUCGAAGUGGUCCAGAGCCCGAGUCUCAUGGUUUCCAUCCCGGUCCUUGUGUCGUGGACGCGUCUUCUGAAUCGCAAAGACAUUGGAGGUAGCGACAUCGUGUCUCCCUUGAUUGGCCCUUUGCUUGAAGUGUGUAGCUCGAGAAUGGUUCGCUAUGAGAACCUUCCGGAAGACAACGAGGAUGCUACAUUUCUCUUCCUCCAAGAAGAUACCGACACGUUGCCCGAACGGCAUGCGUUCUUGGGCAACUAUCGCAGAUAUAGCUCUCAAGUAAUCGAAGCCAUUGUCCAGCUCAAGCUCGUCGACGCCGUAUCUCACAUUCUCGGCCGAGCUGAGCACAUUCUACAGCAUCUCUACGAUGGGCAACCCCCCUUUAACAAACAAUCAUACACUAAACACUCCAUGCCCGCCCUCAUGGUUGAUUCUCACUGCACAGUUAUUGAGUCGACCCUCAAGGGCUACAUGAAGUGGCGAAGACAUCAUCAACAAAGCACCAAUGCCCCUGAAAUGAGCGAAUUAGAGACUAAUUUGGAAACAUGGUGCAACAAACUAUUGGGGAUGAGUUUCGAGGAUCCCAUCAUUAGAAAACGCACCCUGCAAUUGCUUGUCGUUUUUUCCACAACGGCACUCAACAAGAAUGCUGGCUUCAUGCUAAAGGUGCUUGAGCAUAUCUUGAUGACCUGGCCAACCAUUGAGCCAGAGUACCGUGCAUUCAACGACGCUAUUAAAGACCUGCAAAGUGAGAGCAUGGUAGAAUUACAACGGCUUGCUUCCGAAAUGCCAGAUCAUCUCUUGGCCGUCUUUGACCAAAUCGAGAGACGAGUCAACGAGAUGCUUUCAUCCGGUACGCUCGACGAUAAACGCGCUCUUGCCUACCGCAGCUUUCUCUUCCUCAUCAUCCAUCGAGCGCAAAACGUCGAUUUGACAACAAAGAUCCACAAGUUGCGCGAGUUUAUCGGGCCGGUGUUAACACAGUGGCAGACGGAGAACCUCAGGGCAGCUGUCGCGUCGUAUCCCGGGUUUUGCGAUCAGCUUGGGCUCAAUAAGGCGCAGGAUUAUCUCACGCGCAAGCAGGCUGACAAAAUCCAAGACUGGGGCUCCCAUGAACUGGACGCCGAGGGACUAGCCCUGCAAAACGAGAUGGAAGAGCGCAUCAAGGUGCUGCCAUUGCGAGCGACCAAGUCGUUCCUUGCCUUCUCAGUCGAGCGUCUAGACAAGUCCUCGUCCGCCUUUCAAGCUUCGUACGCCCUAUGGCAAGAUGGCUUUUCUAGUCUUUUGGCCGAUCUCCUACAAUUACUCAGCUUUGCACAUGCUACACACAACCCGGAAAACUGGACUGGUCUACCUAGUGAAUCGCGCUCCAUGGUUGCUCGCGUGCUCAGUGACAGGUUCUGGCAGGCGGGCAUCUCCGACGGUAGCAAGGACGACUUUUAUGCACGUGUGAUAGAUAAGAAGAACACCAUGGAAGGCCUGGCGUCGACGGUCCGCGGAUCCGUUCGGUUCGUCCGAGAGACGGCCUACGCCAUUAUCUACUGCAUGAGCCGGCUAGAGCUCCAGUUUUACGACUUCGACGGCCUCGCAGGCCCGCUGGCAAACGCGCUCUUUGCCGAUUCGACCUGGCUGUCGACGCACCAGCAAAGCAACCUACUUAAUUUGGUUCGAUAUCUAGUGGACGACUGUCCCGUGGACUACCGAGAGCGCUUCCUGCCGCCGCUGCUGUCGGCGUGCUUCCGGCAAAUGGACGCCAAGGUCCACGGCGAGUGGGAGAAGAUGGACGCACAGCAGAGCAUCGCGGCCGAUGGUGAGGACGGGCUGAAGGAGGAGAUGAAGUCGGAGAGUAUCCUGCGCCAGGUGACGUAUACGGGCGUUGUUAUGAUGGCGGACUUCUUGGAUCCCACGAAGCACAAUCCUCCGACAUUGCAGGCGCGAGCACAGAAGGCGAAUGGCGCGGAGGUGGUGCCUCCAACAGAAGACUACCCGUCUCUACGCCGAUUUUGCUUGCUACAUCAAGAGAUUGUAGAGCCGCUCCUGGUCUUUUGCGCUCAUGGAAUACGCAUGAGGGAUACGAGAUGCUGCGGCAUGGUACUGCGACUGCUGAUAUCGCUCGUGCCCGAAUUCCAGCCAAACCCCCCAGCGAGAAAGCCGCAACCUGACGGCACCUUAGGCCCCGCGGACCCGUCACCUAUCCCAGGGGAAAUUGCGUCAGCAAUCCGGGAGUACUUGUCGAGUGACGUGCUGCGGGCGUGCCUGACGUCGUUUCACGAGCCGUACUUUGUCGAGGUGCAAAAGGAGCUGGCGUCGCUCAUUGCGGCCGUGUACGUGCACUACAGCCCGGCGACGAUGACGCCGCACAACCUGCUGACGUCGCUGCCCAACGUCGAGGCGGGCGAGCUGGCGCUGCUUAAGCCGUACAUGGCGAAGCCUGGGUCGCAUAGCCGGCAGCAACGUGUGAUUGUCCUGGAGCUGCUCCGGAAUCUAAAGGGCGUGAGCGUGUCGGAGAUGGGGAAGCUGGCGAAGAGUGCGGGCCUGGCGCAAGGCGGAGGUGCCGGUGGACGUGUUAAAAAGGCGACACCGGGGAGGAGUAAGAUGGCGCAGAGCUUCAUGACGGAGCAUGCACCGGCGGCACAAAGUAACGGUGCACCCACGACGACACGCAUGGAGCAGGUCACGGGGGGUGCAGGAGGAGAUAGGCGCGCGACGCCGGACGCUCUAGACGGCGUGUCGAACCUGUUUGAUGCUUAG